CAAGGUGAGGCGGGGGGUGCCGUGCUGGGGAGAAGCUGUGACUCAGGAACUUCGCCAUUGGCUGCCAGGCAAGCGCCCCGCCUGUCUGAUUGGCUAGGGGAAGCCCCGCCUCUGCCUGCGAUUGGCCGGGUACGUCGCAUAUAAAGGCAGCGCUGGCCAUGCUCUGUGCAGGGCUGUGGCGGGUCGGAGGAAGUGGCUUGUGUGCGGGCUGCGUCGACGGGACCCAUCGCCAUGCGGGAGCGGAGGAGCCCCCGGCCGGCUGUGGCCCGGUGCAAGCUGGUGCUGGUGGGGGACGUGCAGUGCGGGAAAACGGCCAUGCUGCAGGUGCUGGCGAAGGACUGCUACCCCGAGACCUACGUGCCCACGGUGUUUGAGAACUACACGGCCUCCCUGGAGAUGGAGGAGCAGUGUGUGGAGCUGAGCCUCUGGGACACUUCUGGGUCCCCAUACUACGACAAUGUGCGCCCCCUUUGCUACAGCGACUCGGACGCCGUCCUGCUCUGCUUUGAUGUGGGCCGUCCUGAGACCAUGGACAGUGCCCUGAAGAAGUGGAAGACUGAAAUCCUGGACUACUGCCCCAGCACCCGCGUGCUGCUGAUUGGCUGCAAGACAGAUCUGCGCACUGACCUGAGCACCCUCAUGGAGCUGUCCCACCAAAAGCAGGCGCCCAUCUCCUACGAGCAGGGCUGUGCUAUGGCCAAGCAGCUGGGAGCAGAGAACUACCUGGAGUGCUCAGCCUUCACGUCGGAGAAGAGCGUGCACAGCGUCUUCCGGACAGCAUCCACCGUCUGCCUGAGCAAGGCCAGCCCCCCGCCCCCCAAGAGCCCUGGGCGCAGCCUCUCCAAGAGACUCCUGCACCUGCCCAGCCGAUCCGAACUCAUCUCUUCCACCUUCAAGAAAGACAAGGCUAAAAGCUGCUCCAUCAUGUGAAGGGGCCAGGGCAGGGGCCGAUGGACCACAUCCUGACUCUGGCCUCCGGAUGGUCUUGAGCUGAUAGGCCGGGGGGUGAGGGACAGGCCAGGGGUGGCGGCGACACCUAAAGGCCUUUCUGUGGGCCGAGUUCCUGUCUGGCCUUGGCAGCCCCGGGAUCAGCCCUUCACCAUCCCAGUGCUUGCACGCAGACUCGGUGCACGUUCUCCGAGGUGACGAGGGACCUGGGGUGUCUCAGUGCAGAAGGACCUCAGCAAGCAUCUCCCUCCGGAGCCAGGAGGCCCUGUCAGCGGGACCCAUCCAUUUUGUUGAAUGCCCGCCCGGUGUCUGGCUGUGACACAUCCCCUCCAUCUGCUGCUUGUCUCCAGAGCUGGCUGCUUCCAACCUUGCCGUUACCUGCCUCCCAGCCUGGGGGUGACUGCACCUUCACCUGUCUGGGGGGGAAGGAGGCAACGGGCUUAGACUUCUUCUCUGGGGGGGGGGGGGGUGGCAAGUGCUGUUCAGUGUUCAGUAUUAUUAAAAAGCUUAUUUAUUAUAGAGAAUCUAAUG
Gopherus evgoodei (Goodes thornscrub tortoise) is the source of this 1479-nucleotide messenger RNA. RefSeq names its product Rho family GTPase 1 (gene RND1). The transcript has 5 exons. Bases 232 to 930 code for a protein of 232 amino acids. Gene Ontology annotation, molecular function: GTP binding; GTPase activity. Gene Ontology annotation, biological process: small GTPase-mediated signal transduction. The record is from RefSeq and is a predicted model, not a curated record. Lineage: Eukaryota; Metazoa; Chordata; Testudines; Testudinidae.